CUUUCAUCUGGCUAUUUAUACAGCUCAGCACCUCACUUCCAUUGCCCACUCACACAAACUCGAUCUCUUCCAUUAACCAAUCAAAGCAAACAAAACAAUCUCAGCAGAGAAUCAAAUCAAGCAUAGCAUAGGAGCCAAGGAAAUGGGCAGCGAAGGCGGCAGCAGCGGCGGCGACACGAGCCCCAACGCCGGCUGCGCGGUCUGCGGCGUCGCGGCGGCGGUGCUGUACUGCGCGGCGGACGCGGCGGCCCUCUGCACGCCCUGCGACGCGGCCAUCCACGCCGCCAAUCCUCUCGCCUCCCGCCACCACCGCGUGCCGCUCAGCUCGGCCGCCGCCAUGGCGGCCUCCGGCGUGUACGACUACGACAGCCUCUUCGCGGGCGACGACGAAGCCGGCUCGACGCUGACGCCGCCGGGGCAGGGAAGCCCCAACAGCGGCUCGUCCAGCUUCAGCAGCAACGGCGGCUCCGAGAGGAGCCUCUUUGAGCUUCUCUCCGAUGUCGACCUCAUGGCGACCGAUGCCGCUGCGGCGCCGCUGUGGAUGAUGAUGCAGCCCGGCAUGGACGCGGCGUGGUCUCUGUCGGAGGGCGUCGUCGUCCCGUCCGGCGCCGGUGCCGGAUUCCCGAGCCUUGUCGGCGGCGGCGCCAUGGUCGCGGCUGACAGGGAGGAGAAGGUGAGGAGGUACAGGGAGAAGCGCGAGAAGCGCAAGUUCCACAAGACCAUCCGCUACGCCUCGCGCAAGGCAUACGCCGAGGCGCGCCCAAGGAUCAAGGGCCGCUUCGUCAAGCGCGCCGCCGCCGAGGAGUCAGACCACGACAGCACGAACGGCGGCGCCGAGGGGAGCAAGUUCUGGCUCUCCUUCUCCGACGCCGACAGCCGUGACGGCAGCGUUGGCUUCCAAGCGCCGCCGGCCUACGGGGUCGUGCCAAGCAGCUUCUAGAAACUUCUGGAAACAAGAAAUUAAGCCGUCGAGACCUUUACGGGCAAUUUGCGUACUCCAUGCUGCGGUCCUUCCUAGCAAGUGCGUUGCAGUCGAUAUUCAUGGUGGAAAUCCGCCAUCGCUAUUUUUAACUGAUGAUGCGGGUUUCUCAUGCGUGUAAUUUUAUUUCUCUGGCUCAUUAAGUUAGGCGAUUAAUGCACUUCAGCUUGAUGCUUAAUUUCUUGUUAAUUUAUAUGAAUGAAUGCUGUGCAAUUCUUAUGAAUUUACCACAUUGAUGUU
Messenger RNA from Brachypodium distachyon (stiff brome), 1219 nucleotides. RefSeq names its product zinc finger protein CONSTANS-LIKE 2. Gene Ontology annotation, molecular function: protein binding; zinc ion binding. NCBI's taxonomy places the organism in Eukaryota, Viridiplantae, Streptophyta, Magnoliopsida, Poales, Poaceae. The record is from RefSeq and is a predicted model, not a curated record. Gene Ontology annotation, cellular component: nucleus. Bases 143 to 940 code for a protein of 265 amino acids. Gene Ontology annotation, biological process: regulation of photoperiodism, flowering; regulation of flower development. The transcript has a single exon.